AUGCCAGCACAUGAGCGGAUCGUGAAGCUGCAUGCCGCCGUCAUCGACUACGGUUACAGUUACGGCAGCAGUCCGGCGGUCCUCUUCGUGAUGGAGCGCCUCACUCGAGACCUCUUCAUCGCACUGCGUCAGGCCAGUCUCUCAUGGUUGGCUCGACUACGCGUAGCGCUCGACGUUGGCGAGGCGAUCCGUUACCUUCACGGCCAAGGCAUGAUCCAUCGUGACAUCAAACCGCGCAACGUACUGCUCGACGCCGCGGACAGAGCCAAGCUGACCGAUCUCGGCUUCUGCAAACCCCAAGCCAUGAUCAAUGGCAGUAUUCUGGGUAAGUGA
Molecule: messenger RNA, 333 nt
Organism: Protopolystoma xenopodis
Lineage: Eukaryota; Metazoa; Platyhelminthes; Monogenea; Polystomatidea; Polystomatidae
Source: the annotation of a GenBank genome assembly